UGGUGGCCAUCCAAUGGGUUUGCCUUUAAUGUACCACUCUGAUUACAGAUUCUCCAUUUUUGUCUUUGCUUCCACUCUCAUACAGAUGCAUAUUUCGUCUAUCUUCACUUCUUCUUCUUUUCAUUGCUCUUGAUCUUCAUCUGCUUCGAUUCCCUCCUCUUCGUCAUAUACUAUGCUUCACGAAGCUUCAACAAAACAUGAGGGAGAACUUGAAGUUAGCUUUGGUUAUAAAUGCAAUGGUAACAUAGAUGAAAUCCGUGAGGUUUCCGACAAGUUUGAGAUCCAGCCUGGACUUCAAAGGAUCAGCAGUUUCUCUUGCUUAUCUGGGGCUGCCUUGAGUGCAAAUGCUACCCUAGCAAACACAAAUAUAUGCAAUGGGUUAAUAGGAGAAGAAAUUCUUCCGACCUGGGACUCUCCUAACUCCUUCCGUAAGGUUCCCUCAUCACCUACUCUUUCAAGGUUGGAUAUAUUGUCCACGUCGAUGCAGAGUAGUCUGUCAAACUUAAGCUGCAGUCCAUCUACCCCAACAUCUGAAUAUGAUUCAUACUUAUCGAAAUCCAUGAGUGCCCCUUCCGGAAGUGAAGGUUUUCUUAAUGUUAAGGAAGUGCAAGUGGCAGGUGGAGCUGCCGGUGAGGACAGGGUCCAAGCUGUUUGUUCUGAAGAAAAUGGAUGGCUAUUUUGUGGAAUUUAUGAUGGUUUUAAUGGAAGAGAUGCAGCUGAUUUUCUUGCUGGCACAUUGUAUGAGACCAUCGUAUUUUAUUUUAACCUACUAGAUUGGGAAGCUAAGAAUGAAGCCUCCGACGGUUUGGACAUGGAUAAUUCACAUCCUCUGGAUGAUGGUAGCAUUACUCAUGAAAGAUUUUCUCCUUUGAAAAACAAUAGUAAAAAUGCUUCAGAUAUCCACAGUGUAUUCGAGAACCAUUCAUAUGCCAAAGCAGGAAUGACAAACUAUCCUCUGAGGCAUGGGGUGCUUGAUAGCCUCCAGCGUGCUCUUAGUCAAGCAGAGAAUGAUUUUCUGCACAUGGUUGAACAGGAAAUGGAGGAUCGUCCUGAUUUAGUCUCUGUUGGAUCAUGUGUUUUAGUUGUUCUUCUUCAUGGAAAGGAUUUAUACACGCUAAAUUUGGGUGAUAGUAGAGCAGUACUAGCUACCCUUGACGUGAGAGGAAAUGGGGGACUGAAAGCUGUCCAGCUCACUGAGAGUCACACUGUGGAUAAUGAACUUGAGAGAGCACGGCUACAUCAUGAUCAUCCUGAUGAUCCGACAAUCAUUGUUGGUGGGAAAGUUAAAGGAAAACUAAAGGUGACUCGUGCUUUUGGAGUUGGCUACUUGAAGUCGAAAAAGUUUAAUGAUGCUUUGAUGGGUAUUCUUCGAGUUCCUAGCCUAAUAAGCCCUCCCUAUGUUUCCACUCAACCGGCAUUGUCUAUCCAUAGGAUAUCAAAAUCAGAUUGCUUUGUUAUAGUUGGAAGUGAUGGUUUGUUUGACUUUUUUGGCAAUGAGGAAGCAGUGAACCUUGUCCGUUCAUAUAUCUUGAGCAACCCUACUGGUGAUCCUGCAAAAUUUUUACUGGAGCAGCUCCUAUUGAAAGCAGCUGAUUGCGCAGGUUUUAGCAAGGAAGAAUUAAUUACCAUUCCAGCCGGCAGGAGAAGGAAAUAUCAUGAUGAUGUAACUGUUAUUGUAAUCAUCCUUGGAACAAAUCAGCGCACCACAAGGGCAUCUACUAGCAUGUAGACGUGCGGCCAUGCAUCAUCAUCAUCCUUGAGUAAAGGCUUGUAGUUAAGAUGACAACUUGAUCCAGACAGCCCCACAGUAAGUAAACUUAUUUGCAGAAUUGCAAAUAAGGGAAGAGAGAGCACUCCCAUUUCCCCACGCAACAUAACUUUGAUUGACAGAGAAGUGAAGGUAAAAGGACAACACAAUUAACAACGUAGAUGGAAACAGCAAAGACCCUUAGCUUCCUCUGUGUCGCAGCAGUUCCAAGUCUUGUUGACAUUAAAGUGGUAGGUGCUCUCAUUAUCUGAUCUUAUUCUUAUGUAUGCACCAUAUUUACUUCUUCUCUUUCUCUUACAAAAUCUGCAGUUUCUCAUUUCCCUUCCCUUUCACUCUUUCUCAGCUCCCCAACUUCCUUCUAUUGGAUUUUUGUAUAUAGUUUUGUUUUACAGAGCUAUGGCAAACAUUAUGUGUUGCUUUAAAUGAUGUAAAUAUAGUUUGAUUUCUUUUUCAAAUCACUGAGGUCCCCUUUGGUUCAUAGAUUUGGAUAAGAUGUUUGUAUAAACUUAGGAGUUUUGGUGGUCUAUGUAUGAAUUAUGUGGAGAAAUAGGUUUCAAUUUCUGGUUAUCUUGAGAGAUGAACUUUAAACAUGUGUGUUUGUUUGUAAAUGAAAAUUUCAGAGCUUCAAAUGA
This is a messenger RNA of Cucurbita moschata (crookneck pumpkin), 2400 nucleotides long. Its product is annotated as probable protein phosphatase 2C 40. NCBI's taxonomy places the organism in Eukaryota, Viridiplantae, Streptophyta, Magnoliopsida, Cucurbitales, Cucurbitaceae. The coding region runs from base 173 to 1729 and encodes 518 amino acids. Gene Ontology annotation, biological process: protein dephosphorylation. Gene Ontology annotation, molecular function: protein serine/threonine phosphatase activity. The transcript is spliced from 5 exons. The record is from RefSeq and is a predicted model, not a curated record.